AUGUCUGAUCAGAACAAUAGUUAUAAGAGAGGCAAUGAAAACGAUAUGUCAAAGAUCCUGAACGAUGGCAUGUUUAAUGCCAAUGUCGAAAGAACAGUAGAUGAAGAGCAGGAUAUGGCACAACAUCAGAUGCAACAACCUCAAUCUAGUUUCAGUCAGAAUGCAUAUCAAUAUUUCACACCUGAACAAUGGCAUUAUCAGCAAUACUAUCAACAACAAUUGGCUUUACAAUAUCAAAAUACAACUAGUAACAAUAACAAUAACAAUAACAAUAACAAUAACAACAAUAUUGUCAAUGGUACCACAGCAACAGCUAAUGCUGCAGGUAAUAGUGCGAAUCCACAAAUUCCAUAUUAUUACUUCUAUAAUCCGCAAUUGCCAUUUCAAUAUCCACCAUUAACUGCACCCUACUAUUAUUAUCCAGGAGAUAAUAAAUCAACGGCAACUGCAAACAAUAACCAUUCUAGUAACAGUACUACUAAUAAUGGCACUACACCUUACUUCCCCCUAAUACCUACGCCACCUCCACCAUUACACUCAAUGAAACAAGAGAUGCCACAACAGCGACAACAACAAAUGCCCGUAAUCCCCACAAUUUCGACACCAUCAUCGAUUAAAAACGGGUAUGUGUAUCCUGGGUUUCAACAAAAUGAACAAGAGCCAAAGACGUACAAGAUUAGAACUUCCAAUGAUGAAACGGACGAAAAUAGUUUACCUAGAGUAACAACAACAAUAUGGGAAGAUGAAAACACCUUAUGUUACCAGGUGGAAGCCAACGGUGUAUCUGUCGUAAGAAGAGCGGACAAUGAUAUGAUUAAUGGUACGAAAUUAUUGAAUGUUACGAAGAUGACAAGAGGUAGAAGAGAUGGUAUUUUGAAAGCGGAGAAAAUUAGACACGUCGUUAAAAUUGGAUCAAUGCAUUUAAAAGGUGUUUGGAUUCCAUUUGAAAGAGCAAGAUAUAUGGCUGAAAAAGAGAAAAUUUUAGAUCUUCUUUAUCCGUUGUUCGUCAAGGACAUCGGCAAGAUGUUAAACUGCAAUAAUACUGGUGACAACAAUACUAACAUUUAUGACAAUAAUGAGAAUGUAAUGAAUGAUGAAAAAAGUAGAGUAUCAAUUGGUAUCUUAAAGGGAUGA
Molecule: messenger RNA, 1134 nt
Organism: Kazachstania africana CBS 2517
Lineage: Eukaryota; Fungi; Ascomycota; Saccharomycetes; Saccharomycetales; Saccharomycetaceae
Gene: SOK2
Product: Sok2p
Exons: 1
Coding region: 1-1134 (377 amino acids)
Biological process (GO): positive regulation of transcription by RNA polymerase II
Cellular component (GO): nucleus
Molecular function (GO): DNA-binding transcription factor activity; sequence-specific DNA binding
Source: RefSeq, a predicted model, not a curated record